GUCUCGCCAGACGAAGGUAAGACUUGGCCUUCCUCCAUUAUUCUGUCGCCACUGUCAAGGGGGAAAACAAGACAGACCAGCUCAACAUCGCCUGCCAACCAGCCCAAUGUCUUCUAUCACUAGUACUAACAUUGGCCCGCUCACUACAACCUUUACACCAUCCUUACCGACCUGCACUAGUAUUUUUUACGCACAAAAUCCCGGUGCAAGUUGGCUCGCACUCAAACAAGAUAUAAAUUUCUGUUUGCCCCCUGGGUUUAACCGCGCACCAGAAUACUUCUAUUCACCUGGAAUAUGUCCAUCUGGAUACGACUAUGCCUGCACGGUAGUUCCCUCGACGACGGAUGGUGUCGUUGGAUCAACAGUAGCGACAUGCUGCCCCAGCUCAUACACAUGUGUCAACACACGCCAAACUGGUGCACUGGAUGAGAUCUACGCCUGUCAGACAACUAUCUCCUCUCAAAGCACCCUGACAAUUUCAAGUCUAUUCUUUGGGACCAGCACUAUAGUGGGCAAAAUAGUUACGACGGCGAACUCGGGAGAUCUCAUCUUCGCUGAAGGAAUUGCUAUCGCAAGAGCGAGCACCGAUCCAGCCUGGCCAACAACCUCCUCAAUUACGUCAACGACAACGCUGGUUUCAAUACCGUCGAGGACAACAAGCCAAUUCGUUGUUGCGACAGGAACGGCAAAGGCUUAUAAAGGUGCCAACCUCAAUGAUGGUGCGAAAGCCGGGAUCGGCAUAGCAGCUGCGCUGGGCGGCCUAUUAUUAAUUGGCCUUGGCUACCUGAUAUCUCGAUGGCGCCACCAAAAACGAGCAACACAUCAGGGUGGUGCUGCUACUGAAAGUCAGGUGCACGGUCAGGCUAGGGAGGGGAAGAUUUCAUCCUACGAGAUGCCUGCUGGAGCUGAGUCUAGGGGGGCGGAGCUUUCAUCCUACGAGAUGCCUGCUGGAGCUGAGUCUAGGGGGGGGAAGAUUUCAUUCUACGAGAUGCCUGCUGGAUCCUGCUAAGGAGUGGUUAGAG
Messenger RNA from Hyaloscypha bicolor E, 1022 nucleotides. RefSeq lists its product as uncharacterized. The record is from RefSeq and is a predicted model, not a curated record. Lineage: Eukaryota; Fungi; Ascomycota; Leotiomycetes; Helotiales; Hyaloscyphaceae. The transcript has 2 exons. The coding region runs from base 107 to 1009 and encodes 300 amino acids.